CAGCGGCGGCGGCGGCGGCGGCAGCAGCACUGAAAUGCCUUUUCCUCCUCCUCCUCCUCCUCUCCAGCGGCCAUGUUAACUCGGAAACCUUCGGCCGCCGCUCCCGCCGGGUACCCCACGGGCCGAGGAGGGGACAGCAGCGCCGUUCGCCAGCUUCAGGCUUCUCCGGGGCUCGGGGCGGGGGUCCCCCGCGGCGGCGGCGGAGGAUUGGGGACCGGCCCGCCCUCUCCCCUAGCCCUGCCACCUCUCCGCUCCAGCAACGCUGCUGCUGCUGCAGCCGCAGCGCUCACGAUUGGCAGCAGCAAGCACACAAUGAAUGAUCACCUCCAUGUCGGCACCCACGGCCAUGGACAGAUCCAGGUUCAGCAGUUGUUUGAGGACAACAGCAACAAACGGACCGUGCUCACCACACAACCCAAUGGGCUUACAACCAUGGGCAAGACGGGCUUGCCAGUGGUCCCCGAGCGUCAGCUGGAGAGCAUCCAUCGAAGGCAGGGCAGCUCCACCUCCCUGAAGUCCAUGGAGGGCCUGGGGAAGGUGAAGGCCGCCCCCAUGUCCCCUGAACAGGCCAUGAAGCAAUACAUGCAAAAACUCACCACCUUCGAACACCACGAGAUUUUCAGCUACCCUGAAAUCUAUUUCUUGGGCCCCAACGCCAAGAAGCGCCAGGGCAUGACAGGGGGCCCCAACAACGGGGGCUAUGACGAUGACCAGGGUUCGUAUGUGCAGGUGCCCCACGAUCACGUGGCUUACAGGUACGAGGUCCUCAAGGUCAUUGGGAAGGGCAGCUUUGGGCAGGUGGUCAAAGCCUACGACCACAAGAUUCACCAGCAUGUGGCCCUGAAGAUGGUGCGGAACGAGAAGCGCUUCCACCGGCAGGCGGCCGAGGAGAUCCGGAUCUUGGAGCACCUGCGCAAGCAGGACAAGGACAACACCAUGAACGUCAUCCACAUGUUGGAGAACUUCACCUUCCGCAACCACAUCUGCAUGACGUUCGAGCUACUCAGCAUGAACCUCUACGAGCUCAUCAAGAAGAACAAGUUCCAGGGCUUCAGCCUGCCUUUGGUCCGCAAGUUCGCCCACUCCAUCUUGCAGUGCUUGGACGCUUUGCACAAGAACAGGAUCAUUCACUGUGACCUGAAGCCGGAGAACAUCUUGCUGAAGCAGCAGGGCCGGAGUGGCAUCAAGGUGAUCGAUUUUGGCUCCAGCUGCUACGAGCACCAACGCGUCUACACCUACAUCCAGUCCCGUUUCUACCGGGCUCCCGAAGUGAUCCUGGGUGCCAGGUAUGGCAUGCCCAUUGAUAUGUGGAGCCUGGGCUGCAUCCUCGCAGAGCUGCUCACCGGGUAUCCCCUCUUGCCUGGGGAAGACGAAGGGGACCAGCUGGCCUGUAUGAUCGAACUCCUGGGCAUGCCCUCGCAGAAACUGCUGGAUGCGUCCAAACGAGCCAAAAAUUUUGUGAGCUCCAAGGGUUAUCCCCGGUACUGCACUGUCACGACUCUUUCCGAUGGUUCUGUGGUUCUUAACGGAGGCCGGUCCCGGAGGGGCAAACUGAGGGGCCCUCCGGAGAGCAGAGAAUGGGGCAAUGCACUGAAGGGGUGCGAUGACCCCCUUUUCCUGGACUUCUUAAAACAGUGUUUGGAAUGGGAUCCUGCCGUGCGCAUGACCCCUGGCCAGGCUUUGCGGCAUCCCUGGCUCAGGAGGCGUUUGCCAAAGCCUCCCACUGGGGAAAAGACAUCAGUGAAAAGGAUAACUGAGAGCACUGGUGCUAUCACCUCCAUUUCCAAGUUACCUCCACCCUCCAGCUCAGCCUCGAAACUGAGGACUAAUUUGGCACAGAUGACAGAUGCCAAUGGGAAUAUACAGCAGAGGACAGUGUUGCCAAAACUUGUUAGCUGAGCUUCAUCUUAAACCCCCCCACACACCCCCAAUGCCGGUAAUCUGAAAGAUACGAUGUUUGUCGCUGAGCCUUAUUGGGUUGACAAAGAAUAGCAGAUCUGUUUUUAAUUUGCUCAAUAACUCCUUUGUAUCUUUUCAGCACUUAUUUUCAACAUUAGAAAGUGGUUUUUUGGUUUUUUUUUUUUUUUUGGUUUUUAUAAACUACAUGGGGACAAUGCUUUAAGUUUUUAUACUUUAUGAGACUUUUUGUGUUCAAAAAAAAAAAAAAACAAACAAAACGAUGAGCCUUACUGUAUUUAGUGUGGCAGAGUAAUAAACGUCAGUGGCAGGCCAUUGAUCACUUCAUGACUGCCAUGCAUUUACAGAUUGGUGUCAAAGACAUUCACUGUUUUUAUGGUUCAUAGUAUAUCCUCCCCCCGAGGUGAUUGCCCCCAGAAAAUCCCCCGCCCCUUCGCUCGCCAUGCCCCCACUUUCAUACCCAGGUGUAGCAUGUUCCCACUUCCUGCUCCCCAUGUUUUCAGGGUGAUAGGGAUGAUGGGAAGAGAAUGUCAGUACAAAAAUAAAAAAAAUGACAUCCGAAGAUAAAUGGCCUUAGGGAUUUCCUUCACCCCACCAAACAAAAUCAAAUCCCCAAGGUUUAAAUAAUGCCCAGUUAGCAUUCUGACGUUCUAGCAGCCAACCACGAAGAUCUGGUGGAUAAAUGAAAAUGUGUGUUUUUCCAAAUUUUCUCAUGUGAUGAGCAAGCAGUUUUGCAAAGAAGCCUCCUGUUCCAGAAUUGGUUUUGUCCCCAAAUUUAGAAAUGUAUUCCAUGAACUGUUGUCCCUUCUCUUUGCUUUUCUCUUCUCUGUUCCUCUUUUACCACACAUCUGUUGCUUGCAUUUAGGGCUUUUCGACCCCUCCCGUCAAAUAUAUAUUCCAGACUGUUAAUACAAAAAAAAAAAAGAGACAUUUCAGCUGUGAUGAUGACCAUCGUUUCAGAUUCCAGU
Messenger RNA from Suncus etruscus (white-toothed pygmy shrew), 2885 nucleotides. RefSeq names its product dual specificity tyrosine phosphorylation regulated kinase 2 (gene DYRK2). Gene Ontology annotation, cellular component: nucleus. Lineage: Eukaryota; Metazoa; Chordata; Mammalia; Eulipotyphla; Soricidae. The transcript has 3 exons. Gene Ontology annotation, molecular function: protein serine/threonine kinase activity; protein serine/threonine/tyrosine kinase activity; ATP binding. The record is from RefSeq and is a predicted model, not a curated record. Gene Ontology annotation, biological process: peptidyl-threonine phosphorylation; peptidyl-serine phosphorylation. The coding region runs from base 73 to 1899 and encodes 608 amino acids.